Carassius auratus (goldfish) is the source of this 3951-nucleotide messenger RNA. RefSeq names its product E3 ubiquitin-protein ligase TRAF7-like. The transcript is spliced from 21 exons. Gene Ontology annotation, biological process: ribosomal large subunit assembly; Notch signaling pathway. Gene Ontology annotation, molecular function: protein binding. The record is from RefSeq and is a predicted model, not a curated record. The coding region runs from base 246 to 2165 and encodes 639 amino acids. Gene Ontology annotation, cellular component: nucleolus. NCBI's taxonomy places the organism in Eukaryota, Metazoa, Chordata, Actinopteri, Cypriniformes, Cyprinidae.
UUUCAGUUCCGCACUACAUUUCCCACAAUCCUCUGUAAUAUGCGUCUGGGUGUGAGAGAGAAAGAUUAAAAUUGGACCAUCUGCAGACUUUGAUUUGGUAUUAAUGGCGGCAGCAGAUAUUUUCUACAGGGCUUUGCUGUGUUGUGAGCUGUAGUAAAGCAUCACGCUUUGAUCGUUUCUCAGGAGGAUCUGUGACAGGCGCCACUAUAACUGUACCCUCACCUGACAUCAGCAACCGGGCCAAAAUGGAAGCUAGUUUCGGAUCCACAUUUCCAGCGGUCCCUCAAGUAGCAAAAGCGGAAACUAAUUACAAACAGCACCGCAGAACCCCUUCAUCCUCCAGCACUCUGACAUUCUCCGCUCGUGACGACGAUGAUGGCAUGCCGCCCAUUAGUACCCCUCGUCGCUCAGACUCUGCCAUCUCGAUUCGCUCUCUGCACUCCGAGUCCAACAUGUCGCUGCGCUCCACCUUUUCUCUGCACGAGGAAGAGGAAGACACAGAGCCACAGGUGUUUGCAGAGCAGCCCUCUGUUAAGCUCUGUUGCCAGCUGUGCUGCAGCGUGUUCAAGGACCCCGUCAUCACCACCUGCGGACACACAUUCUGCAGGCGAUGUGCCUUGACCUCAGAGAAAUGCCCUGUGGACAAUUCUAAGCUCACGGUGGUAGUGAAUAACAUAGCGGUGGCCGAGCAAAUCGGAGAGCUUUUCAUCCACUGCAAGUACGGCUGUCACCCAGCUGCCUCGGGCAAACCCGGUGCCUUUGAGGUUGACCCACUUGGCUGUCCAUUCACCAUCAAGCUUAGCACCAGGAAAGAUCAUGAAGUAAGCUGUGACUACAGACCUGUUCGCUGUCCUAACAACCCCAACUGCCCUCCCUUGCUCACCAUGAACCUGGAGUCCCAUCUGAAAGAGUGUGAACACAUUAAGUGCCCUCACUCUAAAUAUGGUUGCACCUUUAUCGGGAAUCAGGACACAUAUGAGACGCAUCUGGAGGUGUGUAAGUUCGAGGGGCUGAAGGAGUUUCUCCAGCAGAUGGAUGACCGAUUCCAUGAGAUGCAGGUGACACUGGCGCAGAAGGACCAGGACAUCUCGUUCCUGCGCUCCAUGCUGGGCAAACUCUCUGAGAAACUAGACCAGCUGGAGAAGAACUUGGAGCUCAAGUUUGAUGUGCUGGAUGAGAACCAGAGUAAGCUCAGUGAAGAUCUGAUGGAGUUCAGACGAGAUGCUUCCAUGCUUAAUGAUGAACUGUCUCACAUCAAUGCCAGACUCAAUAUGGGUAUACUGGGCUCCUACGACCCCCAGCAGAUCUUCAAAUGCAAGGGUACUUUUGUGGGCCACCAGGGUCCGGUGUGGUGUUUGUGUGUCUAUUCUACCGGCGAUCUUCUCUUUAGUGGGUCGUCAGAUAAGUCCAUCAAGGUUUGGGACACAUGCACCACAUAUAAGUGUCAGAAAACCCUUGAGGGCCAUGAUGGAAUAGUGUUGGCAUUGUGCAUUCAGGGGAACAAACUUUACAGCGGCUCAGCUGACUGCACCAUUAUUGUUUGGGAUAUCCAGACCUUGCAGAAAGUGAACACCAUCCGGGCACAUGACAACCCAGUGUGCACUUUAGUGUCCUCACACAACAUGCUAUUCAGUGGCUCUCUCAAAGCCAUUAAGGUGUGGGAUAUUGUGGGCACAGAGCUAAAGCUAAAGAAGGAACUAACUGGCUUGAAUCACUGGGUUCGAGCUCUGGUUGCUUCUCAGAAUCAUCUGUACAGCGGAUCUUAUCAAACCAUAAAGAUCUGGGACAUCCGUUCUCUGGAGUGUGUCCAUGUGCUCCAGACCUCUGGAGGCAGUGUGUACUCCAUUGCAGUCACCAAUCACCAUAUAGUUUGUGGCACCUAUGAGAACCUCAUUCAUGUUUGGGACAUUGAGUCCAAAGAGCAGGUGCGGACGCUGACGGGCCACGUGGGCACAGUGUAUGCCCUUGCUGUCAUCUCAACCCCCGAUCAGACCAAAGUGUUCAGUGCCUCCUAUGAUCGCUCUCUCAGGGUGUGGAGCAUGGACAACAUGAUCUGCACCCAGACUCUGCUGCGGCACCAGGGCAGCGUAACGGCGCUCGCUGUGUCCAGAGGAAGACUCUUCUCUGGAGCUGUAGACAGCACCGUAAAGGUGUGGACGUGCUAAAUGUGACUGCUUAUCAUUAUUAGUUGUCAACAUGUUGAGUAAUAUAUCGCAAAUUAGAGACAAAAUGAGUUCUGAUGCACGGACUCGUGUGACGGACAAACACGGCCUUGCUUUGUGCGCUGGAUGAAUGUGGCUUGUUUCCAAUUACCGGACACCUCUGGACAGCAAACAGAAUCUCCCAACCUUCGUAGUAUUUUAUACAUACAAGAUAAUUUCCAAUAGAAGUAUGAUUUAGAUUUGGGAAGACUUCAACUGAUGUCUGAACAAAUGGAGCUGAAUCCAGUCUAGGGUCAUGUUCCCUGCAGACCAUGGAAAAGUCGUGUCAGUGUUCUGUUGACUGUUGAACUUUGACCUUCAUGAGUUGCAGUCUCAUGACUGAGUGAGUGCCUAAGCAUCAGUCUGACGCCAGUGGAGAUGCAUGGAGCGACCAUCAUCCCCCGGCUGAAUGAAGACCUACACUAUACCAACUUGGGCCUGAAACAGCAGAGCAUUGUUUUGGACUACACAGUGGCCAUGUUUUUAUCUCCGAUUUGACAGUGCCAACUGAGCGGCCAGAACUGCUCCAGAUAUUUUCGAUGUGAAAUCUUUGUAUGACCAUCCAUCAUGCUUUAGUGUAAAUAAUGCUAUGUUUCCUUACCAAAGGUGCAACUGCUUCAUGCAUGGUUCCAUGUUUGCCAUGGAAGUCAGAUUUUGCCCAUGCCAAUCUAGUAAGACUUUUAUAAUGUAAUUCAUGCUAGUUACUAAAUCCUUUUGAACAGGAUAACAGUAAUUCUGAUUAGUUUGAUGAGUGUAAAGCACUUAAUUUAUUACCACUGAGCAUCCUAGCAUAACUUUUAAGAAGUAAUGAAGUCAAUGAAGUGGAAGGGAACACUGUUGAGUUCCCCUCUAAGCUUAAAGUGAACAUUCACCCAAAAAUGAGUGAUAUUUUACUCUUUAUGUCGCCCUGUAUGACUUGAUUUCUUCUGUGCAACAUAUUUGGAGAAAUAUUAUAUUUCCAUACAAUGGAAGUCAGUAACAUUCUGCAGAAUGUCUUUUAUGUUAAGGUUUUGAACAUGAGGGUGGUGGGUAAAUUUAAAGAAUUUUCAUUUUUGGGUGAACUGUCCCUUUACCUUGAAGUGUACUAAACAAAAGGCAUAAAAAAUGCUGCUAUUUUGGAUAUCAAGUGCCUUUUUGUGGCAUGGAGCUACCAAAUCCAGCUCCACUAUUUAGGACAAUUGGACGAUUUCUGCAGCAUUGUGCCUGUAUUUUUCCCUCAAUAAGUUUGUGAGAGGAUAUGAAGUUGAGACUUGUUCCAAUGCAAACUAAAAACAGUUACAUGUAUAAAAUACAUACAGAGCGCACUUGAGUCAUUAACCUUCACAUAAUGUGUCCUUAAUACAUUUUGAGUUAAGAAGCAAAUCUGUGAAGGGCUGUGUGGCCCUUUGGUAUAACCUUGUUAGUUUUUUUGAGAAGUGAUUAGUAUUUAAUGUUAACUAAUGAAACACUUUGGUGUUGAGCGGUUUCCCACUGGUCUUGUCGGUGUUCAGUAAUUGGAUGGCGAUGAGAUUGUUUCUAUAUAAUGUUUUAUUUAGAGCAGGUGGCUGUUGAUGCAGUCACUGCAAGCACACCACUGUUCCUAAUGCCAGUCACAGCAGGUAUCAUACAAGUCAAUGGCAGAACAUCAACACAAUAUACAGCCUGCACACACUGAUCAGUGCAGAUUUCUUUUUUCUUUUUGAAAUGUCUGCAAAAAGGAUGGAAUUGAAAACGGCUUUCAUUAUUAAAUAACAUCUUGCACCAACAAUAA